This is a messenger RNA of Didymodactylos carnosus, 3641 nucleotides long. NCBI's taxonomy places the organism in Eukaryota, Metazoa, Rotifera, Eurotatoria, Philodinida, Philodinidae. The record is from the annotation of a GenBank genome assembly.
AUGUCACUAUACUUAUUACUCACGGGCAUAGUUGCUACAAUUGAAACAUCAUUAGACCAUACCACGUCGAUGAAUAAUUCAUCUUCUCAUGUUCAUAAUCAAUGCUCAUUUUGUUCAUGUGAUUCGACGUGCAGUCUUGGGCAAGGCGAGUUAACGUUAUUUACAACAGCACGCUGUAUACCACAACGACAAGAACAAAAAGAUGAACAAAAAUGUUCGACAAGCACGCGAAUAAUCUAUGAUAUUCCAUCAGACAAACGUUCAAAUUUUUUAUUGGUAAAAGAUGAUGGUAAAAUAUUGGUACCAGUUGAUGAAGAAUUGUUGCGUGUUGGAUUUGAGAAAUCUGAACAAAUAUUAUCCUCGUUAAUUAAACAAAACGGCAAUUUUUGGGCUCAUGAUCGAUGUGCACGAUGGUCCAGUGGUGUCUCUGUGGAUAAAAUAACUGGAAAGUUAUUGAAUGUUGACAAGGCUGUUUUAAACGCAGUAAAGCAGCAAUGUUUUGUUUGUGAACGUUAUGGUGGUUCAUUAAAAUGUAAACUAUCGGCGUGUCAAAAUUAUUUUCAUUGGCCUUGUGGUAUAACAUCAGGAGCAUUUUUUGAUCAUCAAAAACACGAAUUGAUAUGUUCACAACAUUUAGAACAUGUUACUUCUCUAUUUGGUUUAUCAUCUCGUUGUCAUGCGUGUGAUCAAAUUGGCGAUAUAUCAACUCAGUUAUUUUGUACGAGUUGUGAUAAACAUUAUCAUUGUGAUUGUUUAAUGCUAGAGGCAAAUGUUGUUGUUAGAACGGGAUGGAAAUGUCCCGAUUGUAAAGUUUGUCAAACAUGCAGACAAACGGGUGAUGAGAGUGAAAUGAUAAUGUGCAAUACAUGUGACAAAGGUUAUCAUACAUUUUGUAUGAAGAUGCCGGAGUCAAAAAUACCAAAAGAUGGUUGGAAAUGUUCAAGUUGUUUAUCAUUACAACAACAACAAUUAUGUCUCGUAUGUCAACAACAUAUAACCAAGCAAACCACGUCCAGACAAUGUUCACAAUGUCAAAAAUAUUUGCAUGUUGCAUGUGAUCAAACGUCUUCAUUAUCUCCAGAUAUUGGUCAUGAUUAUUAUGAUGAUCAUUCCGGUAUUCGCCCUUAUAUGUGCCGAUUGUGUAGUUCGACAGCAACUAUUACUACAAAUACAUCGACAGUACCAGAGUUAAUUGAAGAUGAUGACGAAGAGUUUGAUAAUGAAAGUGAAGGACUGAGAUUCUUAAUAUUUUUCCAGGAACCAUCUCAUCAUCUAACAUCGUCCAAACCAUUAACAACUCGAGCUCAAGCCGCCGCUAAAACUGGUAAAGGCGUUAAACCGUGUCAGGCCUAUACAAAUAUGGAUACUCUGAGUAAAAAACGAGCGAGAAGAGCUCUACACAGUAGUUCAAAUCGUCGUGCUGGUUCUCCUACACCUUCAUCUACCAGUCCACUUCCAUCUACUGUAAAUCCACAACAACAACAACAACAACAACAACAACGUUCAACAAAUUGUCGUGGACGUCCGCCUAAAAACAGAAAAGAAGGACAGGCUGGAAAUUCGACAAAUAAUACUAACGAUAAUUUAAUGUCAAAUCAGCCAACAGAAUUAGGUUGUUAUACGGUUGGUGUUGUUAAACGGGAUGAGGAUGAACAUCAUGCUGUUACGGUUUUAUGUUCAACUGAUGAAUUGUAUUCACUUUGCCAAGAUAUGUGUGUUAGCUGCGGUAGUUUCGGUUUAAGUGAAGAAGGAAGAUUGAUAUCAUGUACACAAUGUGGACAAAGUUAUCAUCCUUAUUGUGCGGGAUUAAAUAAAUUAUCAAAAGUAAUAUUAAAACAAGGUUGGCGAUGUCUAGAUUGUACAGUAUGUGAAGGUUGUGGUAAACCAACAGAUGAAUCUCGAUUACUACUUUGUGAUGAUUGUGACAUAUCUUAUCAUACAUAUUGUUUACAACCGCCACUCGAUGAUGUGCCAAAAGGAAAUUGGAAAUGCAAAUGGUGUGUUCGUUGUUUAAAAUGUGGUUCGACAUCACCUGGUACUGGCUGUCUGUGGGAAAAUAAUUAUACAGAAUGUGGGCCUUGUCAUUCACUAGUGAUUUGUGCACUCUGUACAAAAUCCUAUCGUAAUGAUGAAUUGAUCUUACAAUGUACAAAUUGUGAUCGAUGGUGCCAUGCUGCAUGUGAAAAUAUUCACACUGAAGAAAUAGCAGAAAAAGUUGCUGAUCUUUCUUUCAUUUGUUCAUUAUGUAAACCGACACAUGAUCAACAACAUCCACUCGAACAAUCUUCCAGUCAACUUCUUUCGCCGACCAUUGAGCCAUUACAGACAACAAGUUGUCAAUCAUCGCCCGAUCAGCAAAUUCAUUCAACAGAACACGUGACUGUCCAUCCGACGGCAAUACCGACACAUCCAGCACUUGUACCUACGUUGCCCAUACCCAAACCAUCAAAAUUAGACGAGGGGGUUUAUCUAACAGAUACAGGUAUUGCUCAUUUAAAAUCGAUUCGUCUCAAACCCAACUCUCAUACAAAGAAAGCGAAACAAGCUAUGAAACAAGUUUUACUUCAACGUGGACAGUCCCAACAACAAAUUUUAACAGCGAUGGGUAUUAAACGAACAAAUUCAAGUUCAAUGUCUGAAAGACAAGAGGAUGAUAUGAGUUGUACGUCAGAUGAUGAUCAUCAUGCACAAAAUACGCAUCCUCUGGCACAACAUGGACAUCACGAAGCACAUGAACAAACAACGACAACAACAAAAAAGACCACAACAAGAACCGCCAAAGGCUACACAGGUAUUGGUGGAUUUCAUGUUAAAAUUCGUGGUCAACGACGCCGCCUUGAUUUUAACGAAAUGAAUGGGAACGGUACCGAUCUGUUUUUAUAUGAGAAUCAGAUGGAUGUAGGUGGAAAUGGUAAAACAACUGAUGAAUAUGGAAAUGUGGCAGCAAUAACAACAGGUGUAAAACAAAAAAGUAGACAUAGACGAAAGAAAAAAAGUGUUCUAGAAGAACAUAUGCCACCAGAAAUGCAGGAAGCGUUUUUUGGCAGUGGUCUAGCCGAACAAAGUCGAAUGAAGGCUUUAGUUAAACAAAAUACCUCGCUAAAAGGAGAUGAUUUAGUUAGUGGCGAUCAAUCAGCAGUGAACUUGUCUAAUAGCAGUGAUCAAAUGCCAAUAACGUCAGCAACUGAUGAACUUCAAUAUACAAUUAAAUUAGAUCAAGAUACCAUUACACGAUUUUUAAUGAGAAAAGCAACAAAAACUAGUCAGAUAACAAAUUCAACGGCUACAGUUAUUAAAGAAGAAAAGCAACAACAGCAAUCUCAUGCCACUCAUAAUCAACCUCAUCAAGUGCCUGCUCAAUCACAUACAUCCAUCCAGUCGACACAACAUUCAUAUUCACAGCAGCAGCAGCAGCAGCAGCAGCAACAACAACAACCGUCUGGCUCAUCGACGACAUUUUUGACACAGCCACCAAUUUCUACAACACCACCAGAUGAUGAAACCGAAAUGCAGCAUAUAUUGGAUAAUGAAGAAUUUUAUAAUUUCAUUAAUUUCAUGGAUACGUCAAGAACGACAACUCAAGAUCCACUAUUACCACUAUGUGAGUAUAAUUUUAGACAAAAACGAAGAUUGUGAAAAGU